UUUCCAAAAUCGCGUGCUGCUUUCAGUCGGUUAUUUCGGUUUUUAGUGAGUGAAUUCAAGUAAACUGAACUAAUUAAAGCCGGACUCUGGUUAACCAACCAAUUUUUGGUGGAUUGUGUGAAACAUUUUGUGAAUUGAUACAAAAUAUUGAUCCACUAAUAAAAGUUAGUAAGUCAGUGGUUGUUAGUGGUUUAAAUUAAAAAUUUAACGAAGGUGGCCCGCAUAAAGCAUUCGAUGUUCGGUUUGCUUGUGGCUUAUUGUGAUUGAAAUAUUAAGUCAAGGAAAGCUAGAGCGUGUAAAUAUUCUACUUUAACUCCUAACAAUAAAAUUUCUUUCCUGGUUCGGGAUAAUCGGGCAUUGGACAGAUUGGAUUUCCUCCCGUUUUGUUGUUCCGUGCCUGCGUACAACAGUUCCGCCAGGCCGCAUAAUUUAUUAGAACCCGACGUGCCCUGAAUGCCCGGUUAGUAACGGCAACGGCAACGGCAACGGCAACGGCGGGUCGCAACUACAAUAGGUGGCUGGCGUGUUUGUUUGAAAGGAAAAAGUUUUGCUUUCAUCCGUCUGUCUGUCGUCGCACAUGCUGGCUGGUGCUCGUUAGACAUCGUCGUCAGAAUUUACCGGUGGUCUAAGGUGCUCUCCGAGGAGAUUAAAAUCCCCGAGUGUCCAUCUGAUUGCGUCAGCCAUUCACCGUCCUGCUUCGGCCAUCGGGUAUGUGCUAAAAGUCCAAAAACCAAACUUUUCUUCUGAAGGGAAAAAUAUUUUUCCCCGUACAAAUCUGCGACUCUCCGGACGCGCUUUAUCACGGCAACACUCCAUCCUCGGAAAGGAUUUCCUCCCACUGAACGGGAACUGGUGUGAAAAACGAACCGAACAGGCCCCACCGGGACCCAUAGAUUAUGGUUACCGGUAACGACAACAGCCGGCAUUAUCCGCAGAAACACCACUGUAUGAACCCGGUGAGCAGCAAUCUUGACGACAUCGAACCCCACCCGUCUACUGGUCCAUCCACUGACGAAAUGACGCCUCUGGCAAUCCACACAUCAUCCUCGCCGCCGUCAUCUUCCUCGUCAGCAUCGUCGGCUAGCGUAGGUGAGCAAAUCCCACCACCUGUGCCGAAGGAGAUGACUAUCGAUGCCAAGGUAGCCCCUGCAAGCCGUUCGAACGACGGACGGCUGAAAUUGAGUGGAUUCGAGUUUUACGAGAAGGUUCUAGGCUCUCCGAAAUAUGUGGUGGCCCCCAUGGUGGAUGCGAGCGAAUUGGCCUGGCGAUUACUGAGCCGCCGACAUGGUGCCCAGCUGUGCUACUCGCCGAUGUUUCACAGCAGCUGUUUCGUCAAGGAUUUCAAGUACCGAAAGGAUUCACUGCAGACCUGCCCGGAGGAUCGGCCGCUAAUCAUACAGUUUUGCGGUAACGAUCCGAAAACGCUGCUGGAUGCCGCUCUGCUGGCCCAGGACCACUGUGACGCAAUCGAUAUCAAUCUUGGCUGUCCGCAGGCAAUUGCCAAGCGAGGCCAUUACGGAGCCUUUCUGCAGGACGAGUGGGAUCUGCUUAAGGAAAUCGUUUCCACCCUUCACCAGCAUCUGAGCGUACCGGUGACGUGCAAAAUUCGCAUCUUCGAAGACGUGAAUAAAACGAUUCGCUACGCCAAAAUGCUAGAGGAUGCCGGCUGCCAAAUGCUGACCGUCCAUGGGCGAACGCGCGAACAAAAGGGACCCCUCACCGGUGUGGCCGACUGGAGCUACGUGAAAAAGCUAAGAGAGCUUUUAAAAAUCCCGAUUUUAUCCAAUGGAAAUAUCAUGUCGGUGGAUGAUAUCGACCGCUGCCUGGAGGAAACGGGUGUCAACGGUGUUAUGACUGCCGAGGGUAACUUGUUUAAUCCUUUUUUGUUCGAAGGGAUCAACCCGCCCGCUUGGACCGUAGCCUACGAAUAUUUGGAUUUAGUGGAAAAGUUUCCUGCUCCCAUCUCGUACAUCCGGGGGCAUCUGUUCAAAAUCUUUCAUCAUCUGAUGAACCUUAAACCAAACGCACCAUUGCGAGAGCAAAUGGCCACCUGUCGCAAUGUGUCGGAAUUUCGAACCAUUGUCGGGCUGCUGGAGGAAAAGUAUCUUCCCUUCCACGAAGGGAAACAAACGUGGACCAACGAAGAAACCAACCUACCCGUGUCGGAAACAGCAGCAGAAGAAGAAAAUCCCAGCUUCAACCUCGCCUUACCGCCUUGGCUGUGCCAGCCUUACAUUCGGGCACCACCGGAAGUACACCGGCAAAAGCUGCAAGAAGCCACUCGGCUGGCGGCGAAUCCCGAUCGGGAAAAACGGCAAUUCUACGACCUGGAGGGUAACGAGAUUUCGCGCAAAAAAAUGAAAAAGAUGCGUCGCGUGCAGCGGCGGCCCAACCGGGCUGGGUUGCUUCCGGGCGAUCCGGAACGAGACCCCGGCCGAAGGUUCGAUGAAAUUUGCAAGAAUGCCAAAGUUAAAUGCACCAAUCCGGUGGGUUUAAAGUGUCCCGUGCAACUAUGCCGCAUUUGCUGUCGGAACCGAUGCUUCCACGAGAACCUCGACUGCGUGGGGCAUAAAAUUUUCAUAAAGUCCCGUCGCGAUAAAGCAAAAACAUUAACCGAAGCCGAGAAGAUGCAACGUGCAGAGCAAGAAGAAGGUAAUAAUCGUCAGCAGCAGCAGCCGUGUGACGGAAUGACAGUCGAGAGCUGAUGGUGGUUUUAUCACGAAAAAGGGAUAAGUUUUCUAAUUGUACUCGUUAAUUAGCGAAUAAAUGUUUGAUUACCAGCUCGGACGGUGGAUCAUUAUUGCAGUCAACU
This is a messenger RNA of Sabethes cyaneus, 2812 nucleotides long. RefSeq names its product tRNA-dihydrouridine(16/17) synthase [NAD(P)(+)]-like (gene Dus1). Bases 897 to 2705 code for a protein of 602 amino acids. Gene Ontology annotation, molecular function: tRNA dihydrouridine synthase activity; flavin adenine dinucleotide binding. The transcript has 10 exons. NCBI's taxonomy places the organism in Eukaryota, Metazoa, Arthropoda, Insecta, Diptera, Culicidae. Gene Ontology annotation, biological process: tRNA processing. The record is from RefSeq and is a predicted model, not a curated record.